AUAUGGCAAUAACAGUUGCUACGCUACAUGUAAUGUUUUAGUUUUGUAGGACGGAGCUGUCGUUUUAAGUGUGAAAAGUAGAUCUGGGAUCUUGUAUCACUAACAGUUGCUACAUGUAACAUCUUUCCUUUAAUCAUAUUUUAAUUGACAACUUAGCAUAGAACUUGUGUGUCAUCAACGAGUAUAUUAAUCAGUAUGUUGUUGGACUGUCAGAUUUAAAGACAUUUACAAGUAUGAUAAAGAAGUGUGUAUUGCUCGUUUUUCUAAAGUCAAUUCAUGCUCUCGUUGAAUUUGGAACGUUGGAUUUCAAUCUAUGCCGAUCUGAGGAAAAUAAAUUUUCUGUUUUGAUUGGAAGGACGAUAGAACAAUGUAUGGAUGAAUGUCUUGCCCGAGAACAUUGUAAAGCAUUCAAUUUUAGGACAAGAAUGAAGAUUUGUGAACUAUUUGCAACAACAAGUUCAGAUCAAUUUAGUCAUGGAGAAUGUCUUUAUGCUGACAAAAAAGAUCUGCAAACAGUGCAGAAUGACUGCAGUAUUGGUGAAGUUCGAGAGCCGAGUGGAUGUGUCGUUAAAGAAUGCAUUGAUAUUGUCGUCCCCGGAAAUGGAAGGGUCCUUGGCAACAUGAGGAAGGUUGGAAAAAAUAUCAGGUACAAAUGUGAACACGGAUAUAAAGUUAAGGACAAUGUGCCUACACCUGUUGCUGAAUGUCUGGAGACAGGACUUUGGAGCGCCAAUGUUGAAUGCGUUCACAUAACAUACACCUGGGCAACAUGGACUGGUUGGAGUCAAUGUAGCGUCUCUUGCGGUGGCGGUGAAAGAACUAGGACAAGGUCAUGUACCAUUCCUAUACAAAGCAUUGAUGAUGUUCAAUGUUUACAAGAUGAUCCGACCUUUGAUACAGAGACAUGCAACCACCCAGUUUGUGAAGGUAACACGACCAAAAACUUGUUCUACUAGUUGAAGAAUGUAAUAUCAUAUAGUACUUUAAUAAAUACUUGACUUUUAACAAAACGGAAGUGAAAUUAUGUAAUGAAUAUUUGAAAGUCUUUGUCAUUUAAAACGAAGUGAAUUUCUGAUUUUUUUCUAAGCCCCGACCAUAGGAAAUCUUUGCACGGUAGAUGCAGACUGUACAGAGACUGAAGGCACGUGCAUUGGAGGGAGAUGUUUCUGCAAUUAUUUGUAUAGAUACAACGUGACGUUAAGAAAUUGCAUAAAGGUAUGUGACACACUGACAGAUGAAUUUGAUCUGUUCGAUAAUAUUGUCAUCAGCGGGUACAAUGAUAUAGAGUACAUGAGGCCAACUGACAACGCAGAAAGUUGUGUACAGGCAUGCAUAAGCAACAUAAACUGUCUUUCUCUUGACGUUUAUACAGAUCCAACUGGAAAUAUGCUGUGCAAUCUGGCAAUAGUGACACGUGACAUGAUGCUCGAUGCAUAUCCUGAAAAUAUAAUUAAUUAUACGCCGUGGUCAAAACUUUAUACUAGGAUAUGUAUUUGAACGAAUAUGUGAAAAUAAUGUGUUUCAUUAGCAACAUACACUUCUUUCAUAUCGACAAAUUGUACUGUCGUAAACUUAAUCACUCAACGGAUACUUGAUUUAAUGAAAAAAGAAAUGAUAUGACAUUCAAAAAUAAUUGUAAUAAAAUACUUAUACAUUUAUAUGUAAUCGAUUGAAUCUUUGCUUGUCAAAUGAAUGAUAUUUUGUCCUAAACU
Messenger RNA from Ruditapes philippinarum (Manila clam), 1712 nucleotides. RefSeq names its product SCO-spondin-like. The transcript has 5 exons. Lineage: Eukaryota; Metazoa; Mollusca; Bivalvia; Venerida; Veneridae. Bases 234 to 956 code for a protein of 240 amino acids. The record is from RefSeq and is a predicted model, not a curated record.